CUCGAGCUCCUCCAGUCGAGCACACCGGCGACAAGGACCCAGCCUCCAGCCGUUCCUUAGCGUGAUGAUGGUCCCGUGGGGCGGAGUCGGGUGCUGCCUCAGCGCCGCGGCGUUGUACCUCCUCGGGAGGAGCAGCGGGAGGGAUGCGGAGGUGCUGCGAUCGGUGACGAGGACUGGCAGCCUGAAGGAUUUGGCUGCUAUCUUGGACACUGCAAGUAAAGUCCUGCCACUUGUAGUGGCAGUUUCUGGGCGGGUCAGUUCAGAUACACCACUUAUCUGUCAACAAAGUGGUAUGAGAGGUGUAAUAGUCGAGGAAAUGGCAGAGCAACACUUCCUGAAGCACAAUGAUGCUGGAUCCUGGAUUCAAGAUUCAGCCGUGAUGCUUUCUGUUAGCAAAGAGGUUCCAUGGUACCUGGAUGAUGGUACUGGGCGAGUCUAUGUUGUUGGUGCUCGUGCUGCUGCUGGGUUAGUUUUAACUAUCGCCAGCGAGGUGUUUGAGGAGUCAGGGCGAACACUUGUACGUGGAACUCUAGAUUAUUUGCAAGGACUAAAGAUGCUGGGAGUAAAGCGAACUGAAAGGGUUCUUCCAACUGGAACUUCAUUGACUGUUGUUGGUGAGGCCAUCAAAGAUGAUGUUGGAACUAUUCGAAUUCAGCGACCACACAAAGGACCAUUUUAUGCAUCUCCAAAAAGCAUCGAUCAACUUAUCUUGAAUCUCGGGAAAUGGGCCAAGUUAUACCAGCUUGCUUCUAUGGGCUUUGCAGCUUUUGGUGUUUUUCUUCUUGCCAAGCGUGCACUGCAACAUUUUCUACAAAAAAAGCGUCAGCAUGAAUUAAACAAGAGGGUUCGUGCUGCUGCAGCUCAAAGGCAGGCUAGGGAAGCUGAAGGGGCCGAUGGUACAUCGAACGGAGAUCCUAACAGUAAAAAAGAUCAAUUGGUCUUGGAAAUAUGUGUCAUAUGCCUUGAACAGGAGUAUAAUGCAGUUUUUGUGCCGUGUGGCCACAUGUGUUGCUGUAUGAACUGCUCUUCUCAUGUAACAAACUGCCCACUCUGCCGGAGAAGAAUCGACCAAGCUGUCAGAACAUUCCGUCACUGAUAGAUGCAAAAUCUGUCGCUUCAUAACACCAUGUUGAACCGCAUCUUCCGAAACCACCACUGGAUUGGUCAAAGUGCGGGUCGCCUUGACUGUCAGCCUGUCAAUAUCUCAAGUGCGACACUGAGCUGAAGCUUGUUCAGGCAGUUUUUGCUUCACUGACAGAACACCAAGUCACCAAGGAAUGGAACCUCCAUGGUUUACAAUCAUGUGCAGAAUGUUCUUGUGUAAAAGCGCCAUAUUGUUUCACGUCGUGUACUUUACAAUCGUGUGUACAGUUGACACUGCCUGUUGACACGGGUGUUAAUUGCUGGCGGUGCUCCCAUGGAUUAUACCCAAAGUAUUGCCAAUUAGUUUCACACUCUAAAGGAUACUUUUAUCUUGUGUAUGUGACGCCAGUUUGACGGCUCUUGUGUGCUCACUUAUUUUGUGUGAUCGUAAUAAUUUAACAUGUCAGUAUUUCCGUAA
Messenger RNA from Brachypodium distachyon (stiff brome), 1561 nucleotides. Its product is annotated as E3 ubiquitin-protein ligase SP1. Gene Ontology annotation, molecular function: ubiquitin-protein transferase activity. Lineage: Eukaryota; Viridiplantae; Streptophyta; Magnoliopsida; Poales; Poaceae. Bases 65 to 1096 code for a protein of 343 amino acids. The record is from RefSeq and is a predicted model, not a curated record. Gene Ontology annotation, biological process: protein ubiquitination; organelle organization. The transcript has 11 exons.